Messenger RNA from Cornus florida, 5202 nucleotides. RefSeq names its product probable disease resistance protein At4g27220. The record is from RefSeq and is a predicted model, not a curated record. The transcript is spliced from 8 exons. Bases 532 to 4671 code for a protein of 1379 amino acids. Lineage: Eukaryota; Viridiplantae; Streptophyta; Magnoliopsida; Cornales; Cornaceae. Gene Ontology annotation, molecular function: ADP binding.
UCCACGAUCCUUGGAUUCCUUGUUUGUUUUUUUUAGGUUAAAGAUCCUCGGAAAUAACGUGUCUUUUUCGGACCUACUCGACGAACUACGUGUCUUUUUCGAGCUUCCUUCCUGCCUAUUUCCAAUUAUCUAAACUCGUUGACCUCACUCGCGUGAAAAUCAUAGCAAUAAGAGGCGUACACGAAACAAUGUCAAAAGUUCGUGCACGAUUCUAUCAAGCUAUUGUACCAUCUUCAACACUCGGAGCAAUCGAGCGGUGGUGGAUAAUUUGUAACUGCACAGAAUUGAAGAUAAAUAGAGCUAAUAUGAACUAUUAUAAGGAGCACUACAUGUGUUUAUGGUGGGUGAGGCCAUCAGUUGGGCUUAUCGGAUUUGCGCCAACAUGAGCUCCAGUUACAAUAGCUGAACUCUAUUCCAAGCUUGUUCUUGUUAAAAAGCAAGCAAAGCCGAGGCAUCGAUUUGGUGGUCAACGUGUGGCCUCCAAUUGCCAUCCUUACCUUCAUAGUUCAAUAAGUGAUAGAUUCGCUAUAAAUGGCUGGGGAAAUUUUAACUUCCAUUGGGAUUAAGAUUGGAGAGUACUUGGUGGAGCCAACCAAACGUCAACUGCGUUAUAUGAUCUGUUUCAACAGCAUUGUUGAAGAUCUCAGGAAAGAAAAUGAAACUUUGAAGUUGAUGCAACAUAAAGUGCACAAUUUAGUCGAAGUAGCCAAGAGGAAUGUUGAAGAAAUUGAAAAAGAUGUUCAGGAGUGGUUGAAAGAUGUGGAUGGUAUCACGAUGGAGGUGCCGAGUUUGGAAGAUGAAAUCAGAGUGAACAAGAGUUGCAUUACUGGGUGGUGUCCCAACUGUAGUAGGCGGUACAGGUUAGGUAAGAAACUAACAAAAAAGACUACCAUUAUUAUUGGGCUCCAAGAAAAGGGCAACUUCAAUAGUGUCUCACACAAUGCAGCUCCUCCGGGGAUAGAACUCUUGUCAUCCGGAGAUUUUAUGGCUUUUGAAUCCACAAAAUCUGCCUUCAUUCAGAUUAUGGAGGCACUGAAAGAUGAUAAGACUAACAUCAUUGGGGUACAUGGAAUGGGAGGACUUGGCAAGACAAUGUUAGUGAAAGAAGUAGGUAAGAAAGCCAAACAAUUAAAGCUAUUUGAUCAAGUUGUGAUGGCUGUUGUCUCCCAAACUAUCAAAAUAAAAGAAAUUCAAGGUCAAAUUGCAGACAUGUUAGGUCUGAAAUUUGAUCAAGAAAGUGAAACCGGAAGAGCAGGUAGGUUGUGUAUGAGAUUAAAAAAUGAGAAGAAGGUCCUCAUUAUCUUGGAUGAUGUUUGGGAACAUCUCAACUUGACAGAAAUAGGAAUUCCCUUUGGUAAUGAUCACAGAGGUUGCAAAAUUGUUCUUACUUCUCGUCGCCAACAAGUAUAUACCUCUAUGGGGGUUGAGUGGAAGAUCCCCCUGAAUAUCAUAUCCGAAGAAGAAACACAGGUUUUAUUAAAAAAGAAUGCAGGUUUAGGAGACAACAUUCCAACUCUAAAUGCUGUAGCAACACAAGUUGCUAAGGAAUGUCAGGGGUUGCCCAUAGCAAUUGUAACUGUAGGUAGGGCUCUACGGGGUAAAAGUCUUGAUGAAUGGGAAGAAGCAGCUCAGCAACUUCGUGUAUCUCAACCUGUGGACAUUGAAGGUGUGGAUAAAAAAGUUUACAAAUGCCUUGAGCUGAGUUAUGAUUACCUAGUUAGCAAGGAAACCAAGUGGUGCUUCUUAUUUUGUUCCUUGUUUCCAGAAGACUAUGUAAUUGAUUUGGAGGACUUGUGUAGAUAUAUGGGAGGGCAGGGGUUGUUUAAGGAUGUUGAUACAAUUGAAAAAUCUAGGAGGAAAGUGCGUACUAUAACCAACAAUCUUAAAGCUUCUGGUUUGUUGCUAAGUCAUGAUGGGGAACAAUAUGUGAGAAUGCACGAUGUUGUUCGUGAUGUUGCCUUACAGAUAGCAUCCAAAGAGAAGCAUAUGUUCAUGGUACGAGCUGGCUCCACUUUGAAGAAGUGGCCCGAGCAGGAAAGGUUUGAUCGUUGCACCGUAAUUUCCUUGAUGGCCAAUGAACUUCAUGAGCUUCCUGAUGGCUUGAACUGUCCAAAACUUGACACUUUGUUGCUGGGUAGAAAUAAAGCUUGCGUAAAUAUACCAGCUUCAUUCUUUGAAGGGAUGAAAGGACUCAGAGUCUUAGAUCUAAGUCAUAGCCGGGGCUUUUGUGGCGAAAUAAAUAUAGUUCAGCAAGUAGAACGACCAAAAAUGCAAGUUACCUUGUCACUCCCGCCGUCACUCGAACUAUUGACAAAUCUUCGAACUCUGUACUUGUGUGAUCAGGUUUUAGGUAACAUAUCUAUUCUUGGAAAGUUAAGGAAACUUGAGUUUCUUUGCUUCUGCAAUUGUGAAAUUCAUGAACUGCCAAAUGAAAUAGGGGAACUGAGCAAUCUGAGAUUGUUAGAUUUGACAGAUUGUUAUGCACUAGAAAUGAUUCCUGCUUAUGUGAUUUCAAGAUUAUUGAAACUCGAAGAACUUUACAUUGGUGGUAAAAAUUUUAGGCGGUGGGAGGUUGAAAGCACAAGCAAAGAACGAAGCAAUGCUAGCCUAUCCGAGCUAAUUUCAUUGCCCCACUUGAAAAAUGUAGCGGUGGUCAUGGAAGAUGUUUUAUGUCUUCCCAAAGACUUCCAUUUUCGAAACUUUACAAGAUAUAACAUAGGCAUAGGUUGUGAAUCAGGUGGAUAUCCCAACUCAAACUCCCUGCAACUUGAAUACGUUCACUCCGCCUUACCAAGUGCCAUCAAGGAGUUGCUGUCAAGAACAGAGUAUUUAUCUUUUACUUCACUGGAAGAAGGCUCUCGCAAUAUUAUCCCCAACAUAGAUCAAGAAGGUUUGAAAGAGUUGAAGUGUCUUAAGCUUCAUUGCUGUGAUGAGAUUGAAUGUCUGAUCGAUACGACAAAAUGGAAACAGCAAAUUGCAUUCCCUAAUGUGGCUGAAUUACAUCUGGAUGGAAUGGAAUGCAUGAGAGUGAUAUGCUGUGGUAGGCUCCCUGUGGGAUUUCUGCAAAAAUUACGGGUCUUUGUGGCGACACAGUGUAGAAAUUUAUGUGAUAUAGUUCCAGUGCUGGGAUCACCAUUGUUGGAAAAAGUGGAGAUUGGACAUUGUAAUAAAAUACAACAUGUUUUUCAACUUGGAGAAGAGUUUCUUUUUAAGGAAGAAAAUAUACCAUUUCUCUCGAAUUUAAAAGAGUUGAAAUUGUCAUAUUUGAGUGAACUCCAGUGCAUAUGGAAAGGGCCCACCCACCUAGUAUACCUCCACAAUCUUGAAGUUCUAAAAGUGAGGGAUUGCAAAGGACUUAGGAAUUUCUUCCCACUUCCAAUUGCUCGAAGUCUUAUUCAGUUAAAAAUUCUUGAGAUACGCAUGUGUCAAGAAUUGGAACAAAUCAUUGCAGAUGUGGACCAUGAAAUGAAUCUAUCAGCAGCAGAUCAGUGCCAAGCAGAAGCAGCGAGUUUCCCACACUUACAAAUUCUCACAGUAGAAGGAUGUGAUAAAUUGAAUAGCCUCUUUUCAGUCACCAUUGCUCGAAGUCUUCGGCACCUUAAAGAACUAAAAGUAGUAGGAGCCUCUGAGCUAGAGGAGUUAUUCAGUGAGGAAAUAGAAGCAGACAUCAGAUAUAGGACAGAGAUUGUGCUUCCAGAAUUAAGCUACCUGGAACUUAGGAAACUACCAAGAUUCACCAGGGUCUGCUCGGGAAGUUACCAUUUUAUAUGGCCACAUAUGAAAGAGUUGCAGGUGGAGGACUUACCAGGAAUGACAACCGAUGCUACUGCUAAUCUGCUUUGUACAACAGUUUCAAAAGGAAAGAAUUUACAGGUACUUAAUGUGAGAAGAUGCAACAAAUUGUGUGCAGUAUUUCUCAACAACUUCUUGAUGAGAUCACCGGCUUUGAAAGAAGUGACUGUUGAAGAAUGUGAUGAAAUGCAAGCGAUAUUUCUGCUUGAUGGGAUUAUUAUUGAGGAAGACUAUGAGCUGCCUCUCUCAAAAUUGAACACCUUGAUUUUAAAGUUUUUACCUGAAUUGAAGUGCAUAUGGAAGGGACCCACCCAACCGGUAAACCUCAGGAGUCUUAGAGAAGUAAGAGUGCGUUGUUGCAAUAGAUUAAAAAAUCUCUUUUCCCCCACUCUUGCUCAAAGUAUGCAGCAACUGCGAACUCUUUGCAUACAAGAUUGUGAUGAAUUGGAGCAUAUUAUUGCCGAGGAUGAUAACGAGAAAAUGUUAUCAGAGAGUUAUCUUCAGUCCAUAUCCUUCCCAAAACUGAGGUAUCUCUCAGUAAUGGAAUGUGACAAAUUGAAGAGCCUCUUCCCAAUCAACAUUGCUCAAGGCCUGCAGCAACUAGUAUCUCUUGAAGUUUCUAAAUCCCCUCAAUUAAAAGAAUUGUUUAGCAAAGAAAAGGAAGGGGAUAGUCGAGAUGGGAAGCAGAUUGUGCUCCCCUAUUUGAGGGAACUGCUACUCCAAGAACUACCAAACCUCAUUGGCUUCUGUUCUGAGAGUUCCCAAUUUGUAUUUCCAUCAUUGAAAGAAUGCAGGGUGAAUCAGUGCCAUAAAAUGACGGCAAGCUUUCUUUCUGAUUCGGAUGAUUCACUGCACGCUACAAGAAAGAACUGGUGUUAGCUGAUGAACCUAUCCAGGGGAGGUCUACAACAACUAAACCAGGUUGGAUGCUAUGUUAUUAAAGGCUUGACAAUGGAUAGUAUACCUAUAUCUAUAUAUAUACACCUAGAGGGAGAGGAACCUUAGAAGCUUCGGUCACCGAACCAGUUGAUCAUGAUUUGCUGCACCAAUACUUUAAUAUCAGAUCGUAACUGCAGUAACCUUGGUGGUACAUGCUAAAGAGAGUCCUUAAUGAAGAUGUUUCUCAUCUGUGAUGUCAAGGGAAGGGUCAUUCUUUAUUAGAGUCUAGACUUUCCAUACAUUAUGAAUUCCAUGAUAUACUUCAUAAAAAAUCUGAGUACGUAACAAAAAUGUUGAAAGACCAAGCAAUAUGUAACAAAAAUGUUGUGAUUUCUCUGUAUAUAUUACAAUAUAUUUACUGCUUUCUUUGUGUAGCUCUCUAGUACUUGAACCCUUCAGUAAGAGUGUUUAUUCUCUCUGUUGGGUGGAAACAAUUGCAAAAUGAGAUUUUGCAGAACAUUUCUUUUGGGA